AUGGCUACCAUCGGCGAAUUCAAGCCUACCCACACGGCUCCGGGCAACCAGCUAAUCGAAGAUGUUGACUCCAUCAACGAGAAGUUUGAGGAACCCUCCAACAAGAACCUUGGAACUACUCUCAAGGAUUCAGGAGACUAUGAUCCCAAGCUCCAGCGUUCCCUCCUGCUCAAGCUUGAUCUCAUUGAUCGCUCUGAUAUCGGAAAUGCCAAAGUAGCUGGCAUGACAGAGAAGCUCAGUAUCUCUUCUGAGCAGUAUGCCAAUAUCACUAGCUGGUUUCAGAUUGGAUAUAUUGUUUUUCAGCCUGUGGGAACUCUUUUCAUUCGAAAGUUGAGACCUCCAUUCCAAUUUAGUGCUGCCAUGUUGGUGUGGGGUAUCAUCACUGUCUGCAUCGCAUAUGCGAAGAACUAUUCGCAAGUUUCUGGAUUGAGAUUUUUGGUAGGGUGCUCAGAAGCCAUGAUCCAAGGUGCUUUCUUCUACCUCUCGUUCUGGUACACCUACGAUGAGAUGUCGCUGCGAACUGGUAUCUUCUACAGUGUAUCUGCACUUGCUAGCUCCUUCAAUGGCUUGAUUGCCUAUGGUAUCGAGAAGGGUCUGUCCUAUUCUGGAGGUCACUAUGCCUGGCAAUGGAUCUUCAUAAUUGAAGGAAUUCUUCCUGUCGGCUUCAGCUUUUUCGUUGCUUUCAUGCUUCCUGAUAUCCCUACCCGUCCCACAUUCUUCUCCAAGAGACUGUUCAAGAAGGAAGAACUUGAAUAUGCCAUCAAGCGAGGCCGCGCGACUCAUAACGCUGACGACGCAAAGAUUCGCGUCAAGCAAAUAUUCAUCACUCUCCUCAGACCCCACUUUUGGCUGUUGACGAUAUGCUACAGCGUGACUCACUUCUCCACCAGCUCGGUCCAGAAUUUCCUCCCGUCUUUGAUCAAGACUCUUGGAUACACUUCUGCGCGUGCUCAGCUUUUCAGCUGUAUUUGCUACGCCUGCGCCUUUGUGACUCUCAUCAUCGUCGGAUACCUCGCAGAUAGACUUCAGCAACGCGCCAGCCUUCUGAUGAUCUGUUAUGUGGUGACUCUAGUCGGCUACAUCCUACUACUCGCAGUCAACAACGACAAGGUGAAGUUUGCAGGCGCGUGCCUUGUCACGGCCGGAAUCUACCCGACCGUCAUCCUCGUAAUCAUCUGGACCCAGGUCGUCCUCAUUGGCUUCACGCGUCGUGCAACAGCUCUUGCGCUGAUCAACAGUAUCGCGCAGGCGAUCGGAAUAGGCGGCAACCAGGCCUUCCGAAACGAGGAUAACGACUACAGAACCGGCAAGGCUGCCUGCGUCGGCAUUCUCUGCCUUGGUGUUCUCGCUACCGCUUUGAACGUCAUGUACCUAAAAUGGCGCAACAGGCAGAAAGAUGCGCAGUGCGAUAGUGAUGCCGCUAACGAGGCCCGUUUGCAGAGCUGGGAUGAUUUGGGCGAUGAUCAUCCUGAUUUCAGAUACGCAUUUUGA
Messenger RNA from Myxozyma melibiosi, 1491 nucleotides. Its product is annotated as major facilitator superfamily domain-containing protein. The transcript is spliced from 2 exons. The record is from RefSeq and is a predicted model, not a curated record. Gene Ontology annotation, cellular component: membrane. Gene Ontology annotation, molecular function: transmembrane transporter activity. Gene Ontology annotation, biological process: transmembrane transport. NCBI's taxonomy places the organism in Eukaryota, Fungi, Ascomycota, Lipomycetes, Lipomycetales, Lipomycetaceae. Bases 1 to 1491 code for a protein of 496 amino acids.